Messenger RNA from Seriola aureovittata, 3052 nucleotides. RefSeq lists its product as uncharacterized. Gene Ontology annotation, biological process: Arp2/3 complex-mediated actin nucleation. Bases 393 to 1577 code for a protein of 394 amino acids. NCBI's taxonomy places the organism in Eukaryota, Metazoa, Chordata, Actinopteri, Carangiformes, Carangidae. The record is from RefSeq and is a predicted model, not a curated record. Gene Ontology annotation, cellular component: Arp2/3 protein complex; actin cortical patch. Gene Ontology annotation, molecular function: actin filament binding. The transcript has 9 exons.
AACAAAAAAAUUAUUGCAUAGGCUAUAUAUAAAUAAGAAAAGUCUAUAUGGUCUGCACUAUAAGUAGAGAAACGUGUCUCCAGAAUAGGGACAUGUGAGUAAUAAAUGGACCAAAUGUCAACUUAAAAAAUGAUCUGUGAGCAUUUCAGUUUCAGUUCAGUUCAGUAGUGUAGUGCUUGUCUUCCUCAGGCACAGAGACCACAAAUAAUGGGCGUCCUCACUUUCAGUAAUCCCGCCCACGCUUGAAGGAGUAGCAGGAAGACUUCUGCUUACCUGUCAGUUGUUGUCAUUACUAAAUUCAUGUGUAGAAAUCUUGAAUUUGUCACUUGUUAGUUGGACCCCUGUCCUGACAGGAGGGAGUAUCUUGAGCUGUUUAUAGCAUUUGUGUGAGGAUGGACAGCCAGGGAAGGAAAGUGGUGGUCUGUGACAAUGGGACAGGGUUUGUGAAGUGUGGCUUUGCUGGAUCCAACUUCCCUGACCACAUCUUCCCUGCCAUGGUGGGUCGACCAAUCAUACGAUCGAGCACCAAAGUGGGCAACAUUGAGAUAAAGGACCUGAUGGUGGGGGACGAGGCCAGCGAGUGUCGCUCCAUGCUGGAGGUGUCCUACCCCAUGGAGAACGGUAUGGUGCGCUGUUGGGACGACAUGCUCCACCUGUGGGACUACACCUUCGGUGCCGACCGCCUGAACAUCGACCCAUCAGAAUGCAAGAUCCUGCUGACUGAACCACCCAUGAACCCCACCAAGAACCGGGAAAAGAUCGCAGAGGUCAUGUUUGAGAAGUACCAGUUCCACGGCAUCUAUGUGGCGAUUCAGGCGGUGCUCACUCUGUAUGCUCAGGGUUUGCUUACCGGUGUGGUGGUUGACUCAGGGGAUGGUGUCACCCACAUCUGUCCAGUGUACGAGGGCUUUUCAUUACCCCACCUCACACGCAGGCUGGACAUCGCUGGACGUGACAUCACACGCUACCUCAUCAAGCUCCUGCUGCUCCGCGGUUACGCCUUCAACCACUCAGCCGACUUUGAGACCGUGCGUAUGCUGAAGGAGAAGCUCUGCUACGUGGGAUACAACAUCGAUCAGGAGCAGCGGCUGGCCACGGAGACCACCUACCUGGUGGAGUCGUUCACUCUCCCUGACGGCCGACAGGUGAAUGUGGGUGGAGAGAGGUUCGGGGCCCCUGAAGCCCUCUUCCAGCCUCACCUCAUCAACGUGGAGGGAGCGGGAGUGGCCGAGCUGCUGUUUAACACCAUCCAGGCUGCAGACAUUGACCUCAGGUCAGACUUCUAUAAGCACAUUGUUCUGUCAGGAGGGAGCACCAUGUAUCCCGGCCUUCCAUCCAGACUGGAGAGAGAGAUCAAGCAGCUCUACUUGGAGAGCGUGCUGGAUGGAGACACUCAGAAACUAUCAAAGUUUAAGAUUCGCAUCGAGGACCCUCCCAGACGUAAACAUAUGGUGUUCCUGGGUGGUGCCGUGCUGGCCAACAUCAUGAAGGACAAGGACUCCUUUUGGCUGAGUAGAGCGGAGUACCAAGAGAAAGGCCUCGGGGUGCUGCAGAAACUGGGAGGUGGAGUCAGAUGAAAAAAGAAAAAAUCUUUUUAUCACCCAAAUAUUUUCCGUUUUUUAUAUCAACUCCUCACUUCUCACAGCCACAUGUGCUGGAUUAAUUGAUUCAUUAUUUUAGUCGUAGAUCAAGAAAAAUGCAAAAAGUAUUUUCUGGUUCCAGCUUCUCAAAUGUGUGGAUCGGGUGUUUUUUCUGUUUUAUAACACUGUAAUUUUCUGAUAUUUAUGGACAAAACAAUGGUUCAAUUAAUUGCAAGUUAAGUAAUAUUAAAAAUAAUCCCUGUUACAGUGAAGUUGAAUCAAGACCCAUUUUUAUCACAGUAAUACCAUAUCAAAAUGUCCAAUAAAAUCUUGUUCAGUAUAAAGUCUCAUGAAUUUAUUCAUAUGUUUGUCACAACUCAAACAGCUGACGGUAAAAUAUUGGUGAUCCUGUAGAUGAUGGUGGUGCAUCACAGCAGCCAGUUCUCACUGAGCAGAUAUAGCACAAGGACACUGGCAGUUUGAGACAUUUUUGACACUUUAAUUGGGUCUUGAUUCAACCUCAUACCAGACCCACAAGACUGAGAAAAUUAUAAUAUUUCGGUGAAAUUGUCUUAAAUGGCCAACCACAAUCUAAAUCAUGAGUUACAGCCAAUGAUACAGGACUUUUGGAGUGAAUCUAACCUCACAUUGCCUUGGACUUUCUUGAUGUAAACUGAUACUGGAACUAAUUAGAAUAAUGUUAGUUUAGGCUUGAAAACACCACUGACAUAGAAAAUGUGAAAGGUUUAAAAUGAAAAAUAAAGAUUAACCUGCCAAAAUAGAUACUAGAAACAAAGCAUUAGUCUCUGUAAUUGAUAUUUUUCUGAUUCCGGCUAUCAGGAUAAAAUGUUUUUUUUUGCAUUUUGAAAAUAUUUGUUUAAAUAUUUUAUUAGACAAAUGUUUAAUUUUUUUAAGCUGCCAUCUUUCUAAGAUGCUCCUAAAUGAAUUCCAUCAUACACACUAAUUAAACCAUGUGCAAAAAGUGUGUAGUUCUGUCUUUCAUGGGCUAAUAGAAUAAUAUAUAAUAAUAUAAUAAAGUUUAAGGUAUUUAUGUGUUGUAACAGCAAGGUGUCAACUGGUGGUGUUAGUAUUUGCUUCCCUCUGCUGGUUGAGUUUGUUUAAGACAUCAUACGACAACAAACAAUCCCACUUCAGUGCACACUGCAUGUAACAACACUGUGAACAGAUAUUGCAAUUUUUUUUAUUGCGAUACUGAAUUACCUGACAAAAUACAGUAAUGUGAGUUUACAUUGAAAAGAAAUAGUGAGCUCUCACAAUGAACACAUGCUUCACGCACACAUACACCACAUUCGCAGAAACCUUCACGGCAAAUGAAAAAGCAUGCAAUAAUGCUCAAAACACAUCAUAGUUCUGGAAAAUGAACCUCCUCAGCUGAUUUAAAAACUCCAGAUAUGUUGAAAAUCCAUACUUAGGUUCGAUAUCUACCCAACAAAUUGAACAAUUAAAAGUUA